Molecule: messenger RNA, 1739 nt
Organism: Chelonus insularis
Lineage: Eukaryota; Metazoa; Arthropoda; Insecta; Hymenoptera; Braconidae
Gene: Gasz
Product: ankyrin repeat, SAM and basic leucine zipper domain-containing protein 1
Exons: 9
Coding region: 119-1570 (483 amino acids)
Molecular function (GO): protein binding
Source: RefSeq, a predicted model, not a curated record
UAACUUCACACCAAUUUUCCCGGUAAAUUGUAAACAAAGUGAACAAAGAAUUGAUGAAACUCACGUGGAUAUUCUAAAAUCGAAUAAAAACAAUAUUCUCCAACAUUUUAAUGCAAAAAUGGCUUUCCGUGCAGCAGGCAUGUCAGAUUCAUCAGAUGAUGAUUUUGAUUUUCAAAUAGAUGAUUCAAUUUCUUACGAAAAACUUCACGACAAUGAUGAUGAUGAUCAUGAUCAUGAUGAUGAAUGCAAAAAAAAUGAUAAAGCUGCUGAAGAAGCAGAAUUAAAGAAAGAAUGCGAAAUUAACGUACUUACCGCUUGUAUGACUGGAAACAUCGAUAUAAUUGAAGAAUAUAUCAGUUUGGGACAUAAUGUUGAUGAUUUCUUACACACUGGUUGGACUUUAUUAUUAUAUGCUUCCUCAGCAGUUAAGCCUGAAGUCGUUGAGUAUUUAUUAAGUUUAGGAGCAGAUGCAAAUAAACAUAAAGAUGGAUAUACUCCGUUGAUGGCAGUAUGUGACUCAACCAAAGGAACUACUGAACAAACUUUAAAGUGCAUUUCACUUUUGUUAGAAGCGAGAGCUGAUCCUAACGCUACUAAUAAAGACAGGAGAACUGCAUUAAUGUGUGCCUGUAGAUCAAAAGCAGUUGAAGUAGUAACGGAGCUUUUAAAACAUAUUAAAAAUAUUGAUACUUGCGAUAAUGAAGGACGAACGGCAAUUUUUGAUGCAGUUACUGCCAAUAAACCGGACGUAGUAAAAGUUUUAAUCAAGAAUAAAGCAUCGGUAACUGUAAUAGAUCGUCGUAAUUUAACAGUAAAAGAUAUUGCAAAUACGAAAAAUUAUACUAAGAUUUUGGGACUUUUAGAAUUUGAUGAUAAAGAAAUUGAUAACUAUUGCCCAGUAUUUACAGUAAAAACAUGGAGAGAUGCUUUAGCAAGUAUUAACCAUUCUGAUCCAGACUCUAUUGACCCGGAAAUUGUGAACUUUUUAUUUGCGAUGAAUUUGGAAAAGCAUCGACAAAUGUUUAAAGGCAUGAGUUCUAAGACUUUUUUACAAUUGACUCAAGAGGAUCUUAUUAAAAUGGGAAUGGAUAGUGAACAUGAAAGACAGAUGUUUUUAAAUGGAUUACGUAAAUUUCAUGCAGCCCCAUGGAAGCCAACCAGUAUAAGAGUUGCUAAAAGCUCAUCAUCUCAAUCAUUAUUCGAUGGUGUGGCAGCCAUAAUCAACAUAACUCGUCAAUUAGCUGUAAUUGGUGCAACUUUCGGCUACAUAAGGAAGAAUUUAAUGAAAGAUGAUGGGAGUGGAAUGAUACUUGAUAAAAAUGAGUGUAAUAUGAUUCGAAAAGAACUUGAAGAAACUGAAAAAAUUUUAGCUCUGUUAAAGAAAGAUUUAAAUAGUACUCUAAAAUUCGCUGAAAAGGUAAAAAAUAAUAGUCAAACUAUGUUACCACCAUCGUAUAUUGGACCAAAAAAUGGAAGAUCUAAAAUAAGCUGGACAACAAUAAUGACUUUUACGGUAUUAGCUGGAAUUUUAAUGACAAAAACAUCUUUUAUACAAAGACUGUGGAAUUAAUACUAGGAAUAUUCUACAACGAAUUAUUAUUUAAAAAAAAAAAAAAGUAUUAUUACAUUAACAAUUUUUUUUUUUAAAAGUUUAUCAAAGUUACAGAAAUAACAAAUGUUUUAUUUUGAUACUUAUAAGAUACGUUGUAACUUGUGAAUAAAAAUAUAUAUCUUUAGGA